AUGCCCGGAUUCGCGGACUCCUUCUGGUCUGGGGACUAUGCCGGAGGACUCGGCGUUCUCUUCAGCAAGCUCCAACAGGGUGUGCAAGAGAACCAGCAGAUUCUCAUGAUUGCGCGGAUGCGAGCGGAGGCGGAAGACCUGUACGGAAUGAAGCUGGGCGAGAUUGAGAUUGCCUCAGACAGAGUGAGCGGCGGCUUCUCACGAGAUGACGGAGCGAGUGUCAAGAAGGCCUACGAUGGGGUACGCUCGGAGAUGCAGGAGGCGGCCAAGAGCCAUCGGAAAAUUGCCCAAAGCAUCCGAGAUCUCGUCGUGUCCCCUUUUACCAGGUGGUGCGAUGCUCACGAGUCGCGAGUUCAGAAUUCCCAAGACGAUUUGCAGGCUCGGAUAAAGCUGCAUGACAAGCAGGCGGACUUGGUGAAGAAGCUCCGCAGCCACUACUUCAACAAGUGCCGCUUGGUGGAGGAUAUUGAAGAGGAGAACAAGCUUGCCUUCCAGGACCCGGAGACGAGCCCGCAGGCGAAGAUACCCGAGAUCAAGGUGGAGGAGAACCAGGACGAGGACGAGGAGCAGAUCGAUAUUGGGGACGAAAUCUACCAGCCAGAGCAGCUCAAGAAGAUCCUGACGCACAUCCUGCAGACGGUCAAGCUGGGCGAGACGAAGGUGCCGAUUCUGGGCACGUACCAGAACACGACGACGGGAGCCGACAUCGUGGAGUAUCUGCAGAAGAACAUGGGCGCAACCAGUGUCAGCCAUGCCGAGCGCAUCGGACAAGACCUGAUCACCAACGGCUUCCUGCGACUGGUUGGAAAUGUCGGAAGCGUUUUUGCCAACAGCUCCAAGAUGAACUAUCAGUGGAAGCCAAAGGCUUUCCAGUGGACCGGAAUUCCGGAAAAGAAACUGCCCCUGGGUCGCACUUUCUCGAUCGCUUCCAACUCCGAUUACGCCGACUCUCCGGUGGUGGGCACUGUCACCGAGUACUUGGCUGGAUGGAACCCUCUGAAUAAUCCAUACCCCAACGAAACACCAGGCGACAAACUCAGACGAGAGGCUGCAGAGGCGGAUGAGAGAUACAGGAGCAGUGUCCGAAAGCUGGAUCUCCUUCGGUGCCAACUCGAGGAAGCUAUCGUCGAGCACCUGCGGUACUUGGAGAGAUGCGAGCUGGACCGGCUGAAGGCCAUCAAGACCAUCAUCCUGGAUUUUUCCGGCACCAUCAGCAAUGUCAUCCCUAGUCUGCAAUCGACGGUUGACAAGAUGAUGCUCUACCAGGAGACGAUCCAACCGAUCGGCGAUCUCAGAUACCUCCUGGAGAACUACCGCACCGGAGGAUUCGUGCCCAAGGUCGUGGUCUAUGAAAACUACUACAACUCGGCCGACGGACAGACGUUUGGUGUGGACCUCGAGGCCCGUGCUAGAGCUGAUCGCAAGAGGGUCCCAAUCAUUAUCACCAACAUCCUCACAUUCCUCGACAACCGGUACCCCGAUCUGGAAGGCGAUGAGGCUAGACGAAGUGUGUGGCUGGUUCAUGUACCCCUUCAUCAGACACACCGACUGCGCGAAGCUCUCAACACCGGAAAGCCGUUUUCCAUGGAGGCUCUGGAGCCCUACGACAUCCCCAUUAUUGCGAGCCUCCUUAGACUGUACUUACUUGAACUCCCAGACUCCUUGGUCUCUUCUCACGUUUACGAAAUUAUGAAAACAAUCUAUUCGACCCCGGCGUCCGAGUCUACAGACGCGGCCCGUAUCUCCGUCCUGCAAAACACCCUCAGCCAGCUCCGGCUCGCAAAUAUCGCGACCCUUGACGCCCUAAUGACCCACUUCACCCGCCUCAUCGAGCUCACUUCCGCCGACGAAACCUACAUCGCAGCUCUCGCUACCUCCUUGGCACCUUGUAUCCUCCGGCCCCGUACCGAAACUUCCAUGACCAUGGAGGAGAGGUACUCCUACCGCCUCAUUCGCGACCUCUUCUCCCACAAACACGCCAUCUUCAAUGAACUCAAGCGCGCAUCCUCCCUGUCCCACACCAUUAGCGUUGAUACCCGUCCAAGAUCCGUCAGCGCCGUCAGUACUGACGAGAGCAACCGCAAAGCCAAUAUGGAAGCUCGUGCGAGAGCCAUCAUCGCUGCUGGUGGCACGAACCGUGGACGUGACAAGAGUCCGGCACCUUCCCCCAGGGGUCACCGUAGAGACCGGAGCUCGGGUGGUCCAGAGACUCGCUUUCCGAUCGCUUCUCCUACCGCUGCCCAUACCGACUCUCCACGCAACUCACGCACCAGCACAGGCGUACGAUCGAGUCUUGAAGUCCCUGGUGAAUCUGCGCCUGUCAUCCCAGCUGAGACGAACGGCACUCCCGACUCUCCGCUAAAGACUAUCACGAAUGGAGCAGAGAACCACCCGACUGGCGCGACGUAUGUCCCUAGCUUGGAUGAUGGUUUGGAUGGGCUGGGCGCUGGUGUCGAGAAGCGGAAUUCGCUGGGGAGAGCGCCGGCUGCGGGGGCAACUGGAAGGUUUGCGGGAAGGAGACCGAUGGGGCUCUCGAGGAUGGGUGUUGAUGACAACAAGCGGAGCAGUGUAGUAAGUAUUGGGGAGGACGGUGCCAGAGUUGGGGUGAGUCUGACGGACAAGGCUAUGGACGACUAG
This is a messenger RNA of Drepanopeziza brunnea f. sp. 'multigermtubi' MB_m1, 2637 nucleotides long. RefSeq lists its product as uncharacterized. Gene Ontology annotation, biological process: small GTPase-mediated signal transduction. Gene Ontology annotation, molecular function: GTPase activator activity. Gene Ontology annotation, cellular component: plasma membrane; division septum; cytoplasm. Lineage: Eukaryota; Fungi; Ascomycota; Leotiomycetes; Helotiales; Drepanopezizaceae. The record is from RefSeq and is a predicted model, not a curated record.